UGAAUUAUUAACCACGGGAUUAUCUCAAAGUACAGUGCAACACCCAUCAUUGUCCUUCAAAAGCAUCUUCCAGCCACAACCCGCAGGAGAAGCCUCUCCCACGGGAACAUGGCUCGGAGGCUCUGCUGUGCCUGGAUUUUCCUCCUCCUCCUCCUCCUGCCCGGCCCCACAGCCGGUGGGAAGCUGCUGGUGGUGCCCAUGGUGGGGAGCCACUGGCUGAGCAUGCAGGAGGUGGUGGAGAAGCUCAGCCAGCGGGGCCAUGAGGUGGUGGUGCUGAUGCCGGAGGUGAGCUGGCACAUGAAGACCUCGCAGGCCUACGAGGUGCUCACGUACCCGGUGACACAGACCCUGGAGGAGCUGGACAGCGCCUUCAAUGACUACGUGGCCACUCACCUGAGGGGCCUGCCCUUCCCCCUGAAUGUCCUAGACAUGUACAAGAACGCGGUGCACGUCUUCAACACCUUCUUUGGCCAGUGCAAGGACCUGUUCCACAACCAGGAGAUCCUGAAGGCGCUGAACCAGAGCGGGUUCGAUGCCGUGCUGACAGACCCCAUCUUCAUGUGCGGGGCCACGCUCGCCAACCACCUCUCGCUCCCCUUCGUGUUCUUCAUGAGAGGCUUCGGCUGCAACCUCCACUUUGAAGCCCCACAGUGCCCAAGCCCCCUGUCCUACGUCCCAAGGCUGUUCACCUUCAACUCGGACCGCAUGACUUUCUUCCAGAGGGUGGAAAACGCCCUGAUCUCCCUCCUGGAGCUCAAGUACUGUGAUGGUUUCUACGACGAAGCGCUGAAGUUGUCCUCAGAAGUCCUGCAGAGGGACGUGUCCCUCGUGGACCUGGUGGACUCUGCUUCCAUCUGGCUGCUGAGGUUUGACUUUGUGUUCGAGUAUGUCAGGCCUGUGAUGCCCAACAUGGUCUUCAUCGGAGGAAUAAACUGUGCUAAGGAGAAACCACUGCCUAAGGUGAAAAUCACAUGUUCCAGAUCUGGCAAAACCUUGUGUAUUCCUCCUCUCUGCCUUUUUUUAGCCCCAUUUUCUAAAGACAGCAGGGGAAUUGCUCCUAUUUCACUUGGAAUAGGGCCCAGCAAGGGGGCAGAAAUGCAGCAGAGAGUAAACAAGUGUGAAGUGAAUCAGAGGGGAGGGGAAAAAACCUACCUGUGCACACACACUGGUAAGCCCUGUUCAGAAACACAAUAAUAUUACAGGGCAAGA
Messenger RNA from Chiroxiphia lanceolata (lance-tailed manakin), 1209 nucleotides. RefSeq names its product UDP-glucuronosyltransferase 1-8-like. NCBI's taxonomy places the organism in Eukaryota, Metazoa, Chordata, Aves, Passeriformes, Pipridae. The transcript has 2 exons. The record is from RefSeq and is a predicted model, not a curated record. Bases 109 to 1194 code for a protein of 361 amino acids. Gene Ontology annotation, molecular function: UDP-glycosyltransferase activity.